Molecule: messenger RNA, 1855 nt
Organism: Lactuca sativa (garden lettuce)
Lineage: Eukaryota; Viridiplantae; Streptophyta; Magnoliopsida; Asterales; Asteraceae
Product: ABC subfamily C protein
Source: RefSeq, a predicted model, not a curated record
UCCACAACUAAAACGAGACUGAAACUACAAGGAACCUUUUAUUCGUGGGGAACAAAAAAAAUUCAAAAAAUCAAUGGCGGGUGCACACGGUGCCACCAUGGCCGCCGCCGCCGCCAUAUCUUCUUCCUCCGUCCCACCGACCACCUCAGCAACUCCAAUCCCCGGAAAAUCGCUCGUCUUACUUUCUUCUCUUCCCUCGUCGUUUCCAUCACGACGAAGAAGAACUAACCAUCUCCGAAAGAAAAUCCUCAAAACCCUAGAAAACAAGCCUUAUCCAGACAUUUCCAAUCCCGAAUUUCCCCGCAAAACCCCACCAAUUAUCAUAGAAGAAACUGUGCAGCAACAGACUACUGAAACUGACCAGCUUUCUCUCUCCCAAACCACUGGAUUCAUCGAUGGCAUUGCUGGUGAGUUUUCAACUAGGUCAUUUGUUAAAAUCGGAUUGUAUUUAGUUGGGGCUUUUGUUUUUCAAACGAUCUGCGCCGCGUUGAUAUUUGGAUGGAAUGAUUUAGAGGGUGAAGAUCGAAACUUGAAUAGUGAUGAGUACAAGAAACCUAGGGCUUUAGAUUCAAAAGAGAAUCCGAAUUUAAUGGAAACCAAAGAGGGUGGAAUACUAUUAGUUGAUAAAUCUGAAAUGGAUAACAGAAUUGUAGAAAUUCAAGAAAUGGCAAGGGAAGCCCGACAACAAGAAAGGGUUGAAGCAAAGAGAAAAGGGUUGGUGGAAGAAGAAGAAGAAGAUGAUGAUGAUAUUGAUAUCGAUCAUGAUUUGAUUGAUAAAUCUUUGAAGGAGAAAGAGGUGGAUAAUCGAUUAAUGAAGUUAAGAAAAAGUUUAGAAGGUAAUUAUGAAAAGUUGCCCCCUAAGUUUCCAAUAAAAGAAGAUUCAGCUCCAUUGAUGUUCAAAAAGAAGUAUAAAUAUAAAAGUCCAUCAAUUGAUUCAGGGGAAAAGCCAAAAGGAUUUGAUAACACUAAAGAUCUUCAUGUUGUUAAUGGUGAAUUUAUCAAUAAAGAUCAAGAACAAGUAGAUGAAUCUAUUCCCAUUAUAGAGCCUAUAAAUAAGUUGGUGAAUGGAAGUGAAAAAACAAAACAAAGAGCAACUAAGACUGAAUCAAUAAAAGGUGCUUCAAAGGAGAUAAGGAAACCUCGAGGCUUUGGUCAAGAAAGUCAAAGUAAUACUUCAAUAUCUUCCAAGAAUGAUGAUUCUUAUAGUAAUGGAAGUUUAAAGGGCAAAAAAGGUAGAAACAGGAAAUCUGGGGGAGAUUUUGGGGAUAUGAAAAUUAGUUCCAAGAUUGACUUUUGGUGGACUAGUCUCCCUUAUGUUCUGGCUAUCUUAAUGCAAAGAGGGGGGAAAAGUGAAGAAUCUGAAGGAUUAUUUACUUUAAGGAGUAAUUUUAAAAGUAAGAGUGGAUUAUCACACACUGUUGCUUUUGAAGAUCGAGGUGAUGCCACAAAUUUCUGUUAUCUUUUGGAAUCUUUUUUCCAAGAUUUAGAAGAUUUCACCACUAAUAUCAUACCAAUUCCAACAAAUGAGCUUGAAGAUGCAGUUAAAUCAGAGAUUAUGAAAGUAGUUGUGGUGAAAAAAGGUCAACUUGAGCUCUAUGUUGGUCAACCACUUACAGAUGUUGAGUCAGCUUUACGCACAUUAAUUCAACAACAAACCGAAUGAUUUUUUAUUUAAUUUUUAUUCUGUUUUUAAGAUUUAGGAAGAUUGUUCAUUGAAAUGCCAUUUGUGAGCUAUUUAUGUUCUGUAUUUUUCAAGAGUUAGGUAGAGUUUGUUUAUUAAAAUUUGUAAUCUGUAAUCUUUUUUUACACUGUAGGAACUUUUUUUUUUAAUUAAGAAUAGUAAUAGAUUGUAGAA